This is a messenger RNA of Didymella exigua CBS 183.55, 1197 nucleotides long. RefSeq lists its product as uncharacterized. The transcript has 3 exons. The coding region runs from base 174 to 1088 and encodes 304 amino acids. The record is from RefSeq and is a predicted model, not a curated record. NCBI's taxonomy places the organism in Eukaryota, Fungi, Ascomycota, Dothideomycetes, Pleosporales, Didymellaceae.
GGCAGGAGCAAACGGUCGUGCAGCCAGGCAUCGAGCCGGCGCGGGCGAAUCAGGGUCCCGCGUGCCACAAGAAGCUCCUCACAAACCACGGUCGAGACACGCUCCCUCACCUCGACACCACCAUCGCCGCACAACUCAACUUCUUGGACAAUAGGGAUACUCUCAAAUCAACAAUGUCCAAAGCGCCUAUCGUCAAGGUUGCUGCCUCAGGGCAUGCUCAAGGUAGCCAGCGUAAAUGUACUGUCGACAAUGAGAAGCCAAAGCAUCCCCAGAAGCGGCCCAAGCUAGGACAGCUGCGCCUGCAGACUGAUGACAAGCCGCAGGAAUACGACAAUUUUCAAUUCCUGCAACUACCUCCUGAGGUACGCAAUCAGGUCUAUGAAUAUGCCACAGAGCACACGCACAGAUGCUUCCCCUUAUUGCACGGAACGCCGAAGAACACCAGGAGACGAAUGUUGCGGUCAGGCAACUCCACUGAACCAUCAGCAACGGCUAACAAGCCUAUCCCCUAUCUUGGAUUGACGCAGGUAUGCCUGCAGAUCAGGGCUGAGUUCCGUCCGAUGUGGCUUUCGACGCACCGGGUUCCGUUGAACUUCACAGAGUCCUAUUUCAAGGCCUUCUUCCUCGCACGCGUGCCAAAAGUCACGAGGUACAACAUCUUCGGUCUGAAUACUUCUAGCCUCCGGAUAUGGGUUCGCAAAGAUGACUUGGGCACUAUUUGGAACGGCUGCAUGGUGACCAGGCUGUUCAAGCACAAGGCCCGGUUCCCAACUUGCGCCAUCGCGUGUCAGUCGAUGCCUCAAACCGAAGAAUAUACUCUGCGACAACUCGAGCGACUGAUCAACCACGACGAUCCUGUAUGGAAGAAAGCAAUCACUACAAACAAGAUCGGCCAGGUUCGACUAUCCCUGCAGCCUGAUAAAACAACAGUAGCUAUGCACAUCGUCGUCAAAGAGAGGUUUGCGGAGGCGUGGAUGAAGGUCCUAUCCGAAAAGCCACCACACGCUGUCAUGGAAGGAUUCCUGAGGCAGUUUGGCUUUCCAGCAGAUGGCGGUUGGGAGGCUCAAGUGAGCGUUGACUACUCGUGAACGAUGGACUACCUGAAGUGCCUGUCUGUUUGGAUAUGCAGUACAUGCUUUACGUGGCUCGGUAUGUUUGUCAUAGACAAUUGAAUGAAGAGUACGAGUUCCUUUCCGA